UCUGAAUAUGAUUUUUGGGUUUCAAAUUGUUUUAUUACGUUACAAUUUUGAAAAAUUUAUGAUGAAUGCAAUUUCUUUUGAGAAAUGAAAGUUCUAAUAACAUAUUUAAUUUUGAUUGCAACAAAAUUGCUCCACCACGUUACAUAUCGUAAUAUGACAUAAUACAAUACAUUUAAAUUGCUCUUUUUCGCUACUUUAAUCACAAAUUUCUUAAAAUUUUUUGCAUUUUAAAAAAGUUAUCUUUGUUGAAUUGUGUUAUUUAUCAUAAACUAAAAGCCAUACACAUGGACAAUUCUCUCGAUUCGAGACGUCGCGAUUAAUCGUUCAUCGACUACGCAGUUUAAGAUGAAAUAUCAUGCACCUCUGGACGUGACGACCUUGGGGUAAUAGCCGUGGGUCUUUCUUCUUGCAUUUUGGCGAUAACUGGCUAAGCGAAAGGAAACGUUUCGGUAUAAAUUGCUGAUGCAAGGACUCGGCCUGUGUUCCGGUCGUUUCGACAACCUGUUUGAGCAAGACAAAGAACGUAAACUAACUGGUUUUGGGAGUUCGAGCCGGUUUUUUCGAAGGAUUUUAUACCAGCUAAGAGAAGCCUAUAUUAUCAAGCCUAUAUUAGAGACCCAAAUGAAGAAUGUAUAUAUACCUAUAUACAUGAAGCAACUGAAAGUGUACACAGAAACAAACGAGAAGUAUCCAUUUGCAGUUAUGAAAUAUUAUUUAAUCGCAUCGCACAUUCUUCGUGCUGCUCUCGUAGUAGCAACGACUUUUCGCUCUGUUUAACCGUGAAAACGCAAAAUAACGAUUUUAAAAAAUCUGAGAAAAGCGACGAUUAACGUGAAAUCAGAAAGAACAUUAUCUGACACAAUGGAUCGUGGUAUAUUGCGACAAAUAUUGAUUGGAUUCGUAUGCAGUAUUUUGAUCAUCGAUUGCGGCCUCCACGAAGGAUGGAGCACGCCGACCAUACCGAAAUUCAAUGACGAAGAUCCUCUAAAGGUGACGACUGAUGAGAUUGCUUGGAUCGUGAAUCUCAUGUAUGUGGGGGUCGGUAUCGGUUCGUUGGUACCUUUUAUACUGAUGGACAACAUCGGACGUAAAGGAACUUUGCUAUUCACCACGAUACCGAAGAUUAUCUCCUGGAUCUUCAUCGGGCUGUCCACUUCUGUGCCGUUUAUAUAUGUUGGACGAAUACUCGCGGGCGUAGGAUGCGGUAUAACUUAUGCCGUGAUGCCAAUGUAUCUCGGCGAGAUCAGCAGCAAACGGACCAGAGGUCCUUUAGGUACUUUAAUGGCGGUUCUAAUUAACAUUGGGGUGCUGUUCAUUUACGCUAUCGGCCUGUGGGUCAGCAGAUUCGCGAUGGCGAUGAUAAGCGUAUGCGCGCCAGUGCUAUUUUUGCUGACCUUCAUAUGGCUACCCGAGAGCUCGGUGUUCCUCACGCGUAAGAACAAACUCGAUCCCGCGGAGAAAACCCUUAAAUGGGCCUUGGGUAAAGAGAACGUGGACGAGGAGCUCGAAGAAGUGAAACGUAUCGUGGAAACCGAGGACAAGUGCAGCAAGAUGACUCUCAAGGAUAUGUUCAGAGAGAUCUUCACCAAGACGCAUAAUAGAAAAGCCUUUCGUAUCGCUAUGAUACUACUGAGCGGCUUGACAUUGACAGGAGCGGCUCCAAUACUCGCUUAUCAAUCGUACAUCUACAAGGAGGCCGGCUUCGAGAUCUCGACCAACACCAGCAUUAUCCUCACGGGUAUCGCCAUCGUUCUAUCUGGCGGCGCCUGCGUGACAGUGGUGCGUUUCACAGGCAAGAGAUUGCUGUUGCUUUUCGCCGCGCCGAUCUGCAUGGUAUCGCUGGCCAUGAUAGCUAUUUUCUUCGAGCUGCAGUCCAGCGGCUACGAUGUUUCUCGGUUCAAGUGGGUGCCUACGGUCUUCGUGGUGAUUUACGUGCUCGGUUUUGGAUUCAGUCUUAAUCCGAUACCGUUGGCAUAUAUCGGCGAGAUCUUCGGCGUCGAGGUCAAAGUACCCGCCGCAGUGCUCAACGCUCUUUACUACGCCAUAAGCACCACCGCCGUUGUAAAGUUUUAUCAGGUUAUGCAAGAGUUGUAUGGCACGUUCGCACCAUUAUGGGUAUUCACUGCGAUAACAUUUCUUAUAUGGAUAUUAAUUUACCUAUUUGUGCCGGAGACCGAAGGCAAAACCUUGGAAGAGAUACAAUUGGAAUUGCGGAAAGAAAGUAAGGAGAAAGAGAAAAAAACAAGAAACUUAUAUUAGAAAUUGCAUUCAAAUACAAUAUACAUAUUGUCGUGCGUAUGUAUAUUGUGCAUUUAAAUAUAUGUAUGUGAAACGUAUAUAAUUACGAGAACGAUAUAUGUUUAUAUAAUGACGACGACAGUUUGCGGUCCGUAAAUAUGUAUGUAUGUAUACAUAUAUAUAAUAACAAUAUUAACAUUCAAGAUAGACCAUAAGAAGAUUGCACAAGGAAGAUAACGUCCCUUUUUAUAGAGAUAGUUUACAUCAUUACAAGAUAUGUAUUAUUAUAAUUGUUUGCGCUUACAUAUCUUCAGCCAGACGAAUAAUAAGUCAACAUUAUUAUAACAUCACAUGUACAUAUAUAAAUAGUAUCAUAUUAACGUAUGUAUUGUAUUAAUAAAAGUAGUACAAAAGAGAGUUUUAGAACAAUAUACUUUUAUAAAGGUAUAGUAAAAUACAAAAUUUAAACUAGGCCGCAAUGUUCAAUAUAUUAAUGUAAAGUCUUCACAACAAUAAUUGUUCGCGCUUAUAAAUUUCAACUCCGGCCCCUCUUUUUUCUCACUAUAAUUAUAAAAUAAAUUUUACUUAUUUACUUAUUUAAUCUAUAACUUUUUUAUAUGUUGCUUUGUAAUUCUUUUGAUACAUAAUAUACAUAGAUAAUGGCGUUAAAUCGCAUCUCGAGCUUGUUAAAGCGCUAGAGAGAAACGACGCGAGAGGAAAUCAUUACACUUGUUUGAUCGUAAAGCUUUAACUCUGCAAAGAGAAUCGUUUAGUAACGGUAUCGCAUACGACGAGAUUCGUACAUUCGAUUGGACAAGUUAAGUUCUCAUUAAAAAUACAUUUGCAACGUGAAUUCGCCGGGACUCACUAGUUAAGCCUCUCUUAAAGUCUAAUACCGAUGAACAUUUCUCGUUGCACUUUUUUCUAAAUAUCUCGAUAUUUGUAUGAUGCACAAUUGGAAAUACGUAACAUCAUUAUUCAAUGUAAUCGUAAAUUCUUUAUUGCACGAUAUACUUUUUUAUAUCGCUUUUAUUCUCUUUCGUUCAAAUCGGUUUAUAAAUGUGCAGUCAAAUUCGAACAACAUGCUUGACUAAAUCAAGUGUCAUUGAUUGCCAUUUUAGGAAAUAUGAUCGUUAUAUGCAAAGAUAUUGCGCUAUUGCAACAUUAAAAAAUAUUAUUAAAGAUCUUGAAUAUAUAUAACUCCUUGAAUAUCUUUUGUAAAAUUUUAAGAUAAAAAUAUAUUUUUUAUCUUUACA
Molecule: messenger RNA, 3494 nt
Organism: Formica exsecta
Lineage: Eukaryota; Metazoa; Arthropoda; Insecta; Hymenoptera; Formicidae
Product: facilitated trehalose transporter Tret1-like
Exons: 6
Coding region: 862-2259 (465 amino acids)
Biological process (GO): transmembrane transport
Cellular component (GO): membrane
Molecular function (GO): transmembrane transporter activity
Source: RefSeq, a predicted model, not a curated record